CGGGGAAGCGCCGCCAUGGCCGAGGACCCCAGCUCCCUGCCCUGGUCCAUCAACAGGGAUGACUAUGAGCUGCAGGAGGUGAUCGGGAGAUUAAAAGAAAUUCUGUGGUAUGGAACUGUUUGGCUACACAACAUGACAACAUCAAAUGCUGCAUCCCACACACCUUACAAGGUUUUCUUAGAGGGAGCUCUUCUACUCUGCACUCUGGGAAGUCUGCAGGAGACUGCUCUCUCCAGCAAGCCUUAAAUGCUGCACAGAUCAUUUCUUUCGAGAUGCACAGGGAAUGAGGAACACACAAAGGCUCUUCUCAUCAAGGGCCUAACUUCUGGCCAAACUUCAACUUUCUGCCCCAGCCAUCUUCACUCCCCUCAUACUCAAAGGACAAAACUGGUUUUACUGAAACUUCCCAAAAGAAACGCCUGUUUGAUCAGAGAGCAAGCCUGUGUCAACCCAAUAAGUGAAAACUUCAGAAGGCGAUGGGCAAAUGAAAGAGGGAGUGGAGCAACAGCUGUGGUGCAAGCAGCCUAUUGUAUCCCGAAAAAAGAGAAGGUGGCAAUUAAACGGAUCAAUCUCGAGAAAUGUCAGACCAGCAUGGAUGAGCUCUUGAAAGAAAUUCAAGCCAUGAGUCAAUGCCAUCACCCUAACAUUGUAUCUUACUACACAUCAUUUGUGGUGAAAGAUGAGCUCUGGCUAGUGAUGAAGUUACUUAGUGGAGGCUCUGUUUUGGAUGUUAUUAAACACAUAGUGGCAAAAGGGGAACACAAGAAUGGAGUCCUGGAUGAACCUAGUAUAGCCACAAUCCUAAAGGAGGUGCUGGAGGGGCUGGACUACCUGCAUAAAAAUGGACAAAUCCACAGGGAUGUGAAAGCAGGGAACAUUCUUCUUGGAGAAGAUGGCUCAGUACAGAUUGCAGACUUCGGUGUUAGUGCAUUUUUAGCGACUGGUGGUGAUAUUACCAGAAAUAAAGUGAGAAAAACCUUUGUGGGCACCCCCUGCUGGAUGGCACCAGAAGUCAUGGAACAGGUCAGAGGUUAUGACUUCAAGGCAGACAUCUGGAGUUUUGGAAUCACUGCUAUAGAGCUGGCUACAGGGGCAGCUCCUUACCACAAAUACCCACCGAUGAAGGUUUUGAUGCUGACACUACAGAAUGAUCCACCUUCUUUAGAGACUGGUGUGCAAGAUAAAGAAAUGUUGAAGAAGUAUGGGAAAUCAUUUAGGAAAAUGAUUUCAUCAUGCCUACAGAAAGACCCUGAAAAAAGACCAACAGCAGCAGAGUUACUAAGACACAAAUUUUUCACAAAAGCAAAGAAUAAAGAAUUUCUACAAGAAAAGAUGUUGCAAAGAGCACCAACAAUCACUGAAAGAGCUAAAAAGGUCCGAAGGGUCCCGGGUUCCAGUGGGCGUCUUCAUAAGACUGAAGAUGGUGGCUGGGAGUGGAGUGAUGACGAACUAGAUGAAGAAAGUGAGGAAGGCAGAGCAGCAAUUUCACAGCUCAGGUCUCCCAGAGUGAAAGAAUCUUUACAGAAUUCUGAGCUGUUCCCACCAGCUGAACCGACAGGUCAUUUACUCCAUGUUCCAGCACAGACUCCUGCUCAACUACCUCAGCCAGCAGGGCAAGCACCUGCGCAGCCUUCUCAAAUUGCUGUCCCUCCACCUACUCAGGCUCCUGCAGCAGCUCCAGCAGCAGGGCAGGCACCACCAGCCCCCGUCCCUGCCCCUGCUGCAGCACCAGUUCAGGAGGAUAUAAAAGUCCCCAUCAGCCUUGUGCUAAGGUUAAGGAAUUCAAAGAAAGAACUAAAUGAUAUUCGGUUUGAAUUUACCCCAGGGAGAGAUACUGCUGAUGGUGUGUCUCAAGAACUCAUCUCAGCUGGGCUUGUUGAUGGCAGAGAUUUAGUAAUAGUUGCAGCUAAUCUGCAGAAAAUUGUGGAAGAACCCCAGGCAAACAGAUCCGUCACUUUCAAAUUGGCAUCUGGUGUGGAAGGCUCAGAUAUUCCUGAUGAUGGCAAACUUAUAGGAUUUGCACAGCUCAGCAUCAGCUAAACUGCAAUCCCAGGAGAGGUUUCCUUACUGAAAACCUAUAUGUGCAUAUUUCUCAUGCUUCUGUUGGCCUGAAAAACAAAACAAAAACCACUACUGCCAAAGAAUUGAACUAUAGCCCCCAUUCUAGGAGCUUUAAUGUUUUUUUUCCGAAAUAGGAUCACAAACCUAUUCAGCGUCCUGAAAUUACUGAUUCCGUUUACUGCUUUUGUAAACAACUCUCUCAUGUUUUUAUAUCCCCUUCAUCUCACACGUGCAGAUCCAACACUUCAUUGCCUGCAUGGUCAUUUGAUUAUUGCCUUACUUUAAAAAAACAAAAAAAAACUACUGAGUACGAAACAGGGGUUCCACUACUCUAAUCAUCCAACCUAAAUGUUUGCUUACAUAUGGUUUCAUUUAUUUCACUUGCUGUUUUUGCACAAGUUUAAAAGGCCUUUUUUUGCUUUUGUUUUUUGCUCUUGAAUCUGCUUUGAACCUUGCAUCUGAAAUGGAGGUGCUGAUUGGUCAGCCGACGUGCUGGGGAAUCUUGCUUAUCUUUGGCUGUGCUUUUAAAACUGAACGGAUUUGAAUGCUGGCCUCUCAGAAAGCGAGCCAAGUCUUACCCGUAGGAUAGCUGAAAAUUUUCUUUUAUCACAUUUCUGAGAGAUUCCUUUAAACUGAGAUCUUGGGUGCCAGCCAUUUAUUCAUCUGUCCCUUUGGUAAACUGCUAAUAGCCUUCCUCUCCCUUCAUUCCACAUUAGUGCUAAGUGUGGCAUUGGGACAGAACCUUUUAAUUUACCAUGAUCAGGUUAUUGCUUAAAGUAGUCCUCAGAUGUAACCCAUUCUUAAAGUAGAACUGGGAGGCUUUCCAGAAAUUGACCUUUCAGGUAGAUUAGUAAUACUCAUUUGUACAAAGGAGAGGAAAUCCAUGCUGCUUGGCACUUCGAAAGCCUGCACAUUGAAUUAUUCUUUAAAACCAAUCCCUCUGCCCUGCUGAGAGUCCUUCCUUAUGUGCUUUGCAAACAGGUACAUGUGGAACAAUCCCUGUUCUGUUUUACAGCAAUAAAAGGAUUGCCAGUAGAUGUAUACUAGGCAAGUAAGCUCUGGACCUUGUGUCCACCCUGCACUAACUGCUUGGGUUUUCAGAUGUCUUCUCGACCCAAGUGUCGAAGUUUGAUCAAGAGGUCACUGAAACCAUGUAACUCACAUUUAGGUUUCGUUAGUAUGUGGUGUUUAGUUUGAAUUUCUACAUAAAUAAUAUAAAUUAUACUUUUAGUUUAAAAAAGACACUUGUAAUGCAAUAUGUGAAUAAUAAAUGGUGUUGAUUUUUUUCCUACUGUUUCACAGUUCGUUUUUGUAUCUUCUAUUGGCUUUGAAAUGUUUUAUACAAUUAAAUUGUAAGCCUGUAAUUUAACACAGAAAUAUGGAAAUACGUUCUGUUUAUAUCAGUUGCAUACCAUUCAGAAAGGAGUGUUAAAAUGGGACAACUGGGUUCAAUUAGGACUUUUUUAUUUCUAAGUCUUGUAAUGAACAAUAUAUAUUUAUAUAUUUUUCUCUAUGAGCAGCUAUGGAAGCUUCUUAAAUUUUGCAUGGUUUUAUACUGCAGUUGUUUCUUUAGCCUGUAGUUUAAUAUCUUCCUACUGGGACUGCCAGUUAUGCACAAUCCCAUCAUUAAACGAGUGCACAGGGAGGGAAAGGGAGAAGGGGAUGAGAGUCUGAGCAGCGUUGAAGUGCUGAGUAUGAGAGCGAAUAAAGGAAUAUAAAGCACAUGACAAUUUUUAAUAUAAUGGGGCAGUUCUCAUUUUAAAAGUGUAUGAAAAGUUUUGGCACCUUUUCGUGUUGUGUGACGCAAAGCACGCUCAUGGCUUAUCCUCUAAAGUUCUUAUUGGCUUUGGAAGAGCUGGUUGUGAUCUGCACAUUCAUGAAGGCCAGUGGGUGAUACUUCUUUAAUUUUUAAAUAUUAGACAGAAUAUGGAGACCAAAUAGCUUUGGUACAGUAUUACUUCUGCCUGCAUGCCAUGCAUACCUCACUGUUCAUUUCCGCACUGGUGCUGAGAAAUGUCAGACUCAAACUGCUCAAAUGAAACCAUGUAGUAUCUAUUUAUUAAAUAAUCCCUGGCCCUCCCUAAUUCAGAACUAGCAGAGACAGUGAGUUUGCACUGACAUUGAGGCUUCUGUGUGUUUUAAAUUAAAAAUAAAAAAUAAAAAGCAACUAAAGUGUAUUUGAGAUUAGCUCUCUAGACAUUUUUGGUAGUCAUUCAAAAUUUUGCUUGGGAUACUACAGUGCUAGAUAAUUUUGUUUCUAAGUGCCAAUGCUGUUCAUAAAAGAUAUUUUUUUUAAUAUGUCAUUAAUGGAUUUGGUUUUUGGUACUUCUGGUCUGAACCUUGGACCAGGUGGUAUUUUUUAAUUUAGUUGAUACUCUAAGGAUAAUGCUACAUUAAUGAAACAGGAUCCUCUCCACAACUUGGUUGUAGAUUAUAAUGACAGAUGUAAAAUAUUCCACCUUUUUUCCUUUGACUUUGUAUUUUAUUGCAUGUAUCUCUAAUUUUUAAUCAAUAAAGAAUAAAUUGUCCAUG
This is a messenger RNA of Gopherus evgoodei (Goodes thornscrub tortoise), 4593 nucleotides long. RefSeq names its product oxidative stress responsive kinase 1 (gene OXSR1). Gene Ontology annotation, molecular function: protein serine/threonine kinase activity; ATP binding. The transcript is spliced from 20 exons. Lineage: Eukaryota; Metazoa; Chordata; Testudines; Testudinidae. The record is from RefSeq and is a predicted model, not a curated record. The coding region runs from base 247 to 2040 and encodes 597 amino acids. Gene Ontology annotation, biological process: protein phosphorylation.